CCGUAGUCAGUUCGACCUCGCCUAGUACCGGGCCUAGGGCCUGGACAAUAUGGAAUUCCCCCCUCCUAUCAUCCUAUGAGUCCAAGUAGCUCCCAUCGCCAAUCCAAUCCAGCAAGACAAAAAAAUAGUGCAGUCCAGAAACUUGAUACAGAUACAACGGUUUUACAUACAUUACAUUACCCCUUAUUACAUACCCACCCUUACCGCUCCAUACCGUCCCAUUGUUUACGUGACCGAUACGCGUACAGAAUACUGACCAACCAGACAUCGCCCGACCCGCCAGAUCCUCAAGCCGCCCCAGCAUCCGUCGUCGUCGUCGUCGUCCAUCAAACCUCAAUCAACCUUCAAUCAAUCAAAGUCUUUGCUCUCCAUCAAACCUCCCUCCCCCUCCCAUUUCCUCUGCCUCCCCGGAAGCUCAGCAAUUAAAUAGCAUUCCCUUUUGCUAUCAAACAGGAUAUAUUUCUCAAUCCUUCUUCGUCUUCUAAUCUCUCCUUCCUAUCGGCUUUUAUUGAUCGACGUUCCUUUGGCUUCACUACAACCCACCCGCCAUCUUGGUUAUUUUGCCUCCCUCGCUCGUCGCCCGCGAGUCUGUGUCCCAUCAACGACCAUUCCUGCAACACUUACCCACCCAUUGUCUACUUACAUUGUCUCUUUUUAACAACUUCUCUAUUAGCCGACUUUGACCUUCCCGGGCUGAGGAAUUUCAUUUCCGUGCCCCCACUUUCCGCCUUCCACCACAAGUCCACCUCUGCCCAGCAAACCGUCAACCUGCUUCGUUCUCGCUGCCUUUUAUUAAAUGUGCAAGUGAAUCCCCCUUCAGGUCUUCGAUUGCAGGGCUAGAUAGCUGGCCUACUACCCCCUCGCAACGAAAAAAAGAACAUCAAAAACAAAAAACAAAAAGGAAAAAAAAAAAAAGAACAACCUCCGAUCGCGUUACGGAUGAGCAACCAAAUUAUAAGGGAUGAGGAUUUAACACUCGUCUGCUGGUUCGCUCAACAGGAACGGUGAUUUUUAUCAUGCCUCUCUUUCCGUGGUCGUUCCUGUAACAGUGACUCGGAUCGCCUGCACAUCUCCUGAACGACGACGAUAGCGAGGAUACGAGGUGCUUUUCAAUCAAGAUAAAGAAACAUCGAAAAGGCACGGUAGACAAACAAAAGCUAGAAGCAGUUUGUAAGAUGGACCGUUUAGGGAAAUCGCCUGUCAGCUCAUCGAAUAACUCGGACGGCCGAGGUCGACGAGGGUCACAUCAAUCCCUCGAUAGCUCUACGCUCUUAGAACGUGAAGAAGUUUCAGAUACCUCCGGUAGGACGUCGAGGUCGCGGAGAUUCUCCCUCACAAGUGGCGCCAACUCAAGACAGAUGCCUGGUGGGAUAAGCCGCCAGAGGGGCACUCAGCCUGAUGGCCGGCUAGAGGAACGUCGUGGUUUAGCCCACAGGCUUCAUGUGUUCCCUUUUCGCCCACACUCUUCGAACGCAUCCCGGAGCUCGUCAACCAACACUUCAUCAAGCUCGUUACUCUCCUUAGCAGACCAUGCUGGUCUGGAACCUGCGACGGACUAUUCGAGCCCUUACGUUGGAACAUCUCCAGCACCACAGUUGACGACUCCAAAAGUCCCUGAAUCAUCCAAUCCUCCCCUAAGCCCUCUAUCGGAACAUCCCACUCCGUCGCAUCGCGCUGGGCACUCAGUCAAUGACCUACCGGUCUAUCCGGACCAAUCUUACGCUGUUCUUCAGUCACAAGUUCACCCAACUCGCCCUCAACCGCAUCUCCGCUCACGCAGCUCCUACCCAUCACCCUACCCCUUAUCUGCCUCGAGUCCAUCAUGGGCUACUCGAGAUUCUGGCUCUCACGUACUAGGCUCGCGCACCACUGGGAACACUCCGAUAUCGAGCCCUGGCCUUUUCUCCUCUCGUUCCUCUCAUCCAUCUCCACCGAAAACCGCAGAAGGCCGUGCUUCGUUUUCUUACCUACAUCCCACCCAUCUUCAAGAGCCAAAAGAAACACACACAGUUGAGGUUGAUCGCGACAUGCUCACCGGCAACAAGCUAAUUAACGAGUACGAAAUCCUCGAUGAACUGGGACGAGGCGAGCACGGGAAGGUAAAACUUGGCCGCCAUAUGAGGACUGGAAAGAAAGUAGCAAUUAAAAUCGUCCAAAGGUAUUCGAAACGUCGUCGGUUAGGUAAACUGGGCAAUCCUGAAGAUAAAGUCAAGAAGGAGGUUGCCAUUCUCAAGAAAGCCAGACAUGAGAAUGUUGUCAGUCUGCUUGAGGUGAUUGACGACCCAAACCAGCAGAAGGUUUAUAUUGUGUUAGAGUAUGUGGAGAAUGGCGAGAUCGUCUGGCGCAAAAAGGGCCUUCGGGAUAUUGUGGCCACGGAUAAAUUCAGGCUCGAUCACGAAAAGCAAGGAAUUACGGACUCCCCCUUUCUCAUGGAGGAGAUUCAGAGGCAAUACCAGUUAAGGCGACAGAAAGAAAUUUCCCGUAAGAAGCGAAAGUCAAUUGCGCCACAGUUCUCGGGUGUUCCUGCGUGGAGUUUGGAACACGGUGGAGUAUCGGAUGACGAAAUGGGUCCUGAGAUCCCGCCUCACAUUCAUGACGGCUCCAGCACGCCCGAACUAACCAGCAAAUCUUUCGCCUCUGCGAAUGAGCUGGAUAGUAGGUUACGUGAUACGGUUCUGGCGGCCGUAGAAGGAAGCAUGUAUGGUGCAUAUGCGGCUGAGACUCAACUUGAACGACGUCAGAGUACAGUCUCAAGCCUUUUUACCUCUCAUUCUUCAGAGCCGGAACUUCUGUCCGACGACGAUGAGAUGUAUGUCCCAUGCUUGACACUAUCCCAGGCCCGAUGUGCAUUUAGAGAUUCUGUGCUCGGACUGGAGUAUCUUCACUACCAAGGUAUCAUACAUCGAGACAUUAAACCAGCAAAUCUACUAGUCACAGGAGAUCGCCGGGUGAAAAUAUCCGACUUUGGUGUAUCCUACCUAGGACGACCUAUCCGGGAUGGUGAUGAGGAGCGAGUUGCGGAGACAGAUGCCACCGAACUCGAUGACGCCCGGGAACUCUCCAAAACUGUUGGAACGCCAGCUUUUUAUGCACCGGAACUCUGCUAUACAGGGUCGGAAUUUGAGGACCAAAUUGGCAACGUUCCGAAAAUCACGGGCGCAAUCGAUGUUUGGUCGCUAGGUGUUACGCUAUACGGAAUGAUUUUCGGAAGGCUACCAUUCCUUUGCGAAGAUGAGUAUAAAUUGUUCCACAAUAUCGUGAAGAAUGAAGUGUUCAUUCCUCGUAAACGUCUAAAGGCAGUGGAGGUGGACACCCCAUCCAGCUGGUCAUCAAACCCUCAGCAUGUGAUGAACAGCAACAAGCGAACAGAUGAUGAACUUGUCUAUGAAGAUAUCGAUGAUGAGUUAUGUGAUCUUUUGAGGCGCUUACUCACGAAGGAUCCUUCCAAGCGGAUAACUUUGAAGGAGAUUAAGCAUCACCCUUGGGUGCUUCGUGAUAUCCCUGACAAGCAGCGAUGGCUCGAAACGACGGAUCCGAGUUACCAGAGCAAGGGCAAGAGGAUCGAGGUCUCGAAAGAAGAAGUCACACAGGCUGUCACGAAAAUGCCUUUUAUUGAACGAGUUCGGUCAAAUGUGGCUAAAUGGGGCGGCUCGAUUUUUGGACGAUCGAAAGAUGGGCGGAGACGAGCGCCUACUAUAGCUACUCCUAACAGGAUGAUAUCUUCUCCAUCCUCGAAUAGUGUUGCUUCUUCCAAGGACAAUGACAUUGAGGGCAGCAGCAAAGCUCCGAUCAAAUUUGAUUCCGAACCGUGGUCUCCUCUCCGAGCUUUAAGAGAUCAUGGACUCCCACUUUCAGAUAACUCGCUUGCGAGCCCUAUUUCGUCCGAGGACCGUGGCUUCUAUAGAAGGGGGAGCAAUGCCAGUUUAAUCUCGUUUCCGAAGGACCACCUCCCAAGCGCAGGACGCCGCCCCAACCUUUCUGACACAUCAUCAUCGACGUUUUCGAGUUCUGAGUCCACCAAGACGAUCCGCCCAUUGACUACGGAUGUGGCUCUGGUACGGCCUCGAACAACAACACCUUCCGAAACACUACCAACGUCUAGCAUUGGCGGUAUGUUAGGGGGAGCCGGACAUCGUCUAGGAUGGGGUUGGCAGAACCCUGAUUGGCGAAGUGAGAGAUCUCCGUCUACAGGUGCUCGAUCAGUAGAUGGUGACGCCCAUUCCGGUCCAGUUGUUGCAGUUAGUACAGCGUCUGCCACAGGCGUUGUCCAAUCUCCCGACUUAACCCGAGGUCCAUCAUCAGCCUCUCUUUCAUCAUCAUCAUCGGCGGGCCAUGACGAACCCACUGGAGCAAGUACCUUAUCACGCCGCCAAUCCCUCUUUCAUCGACAGGCCCCUGAUGCUCCAGCUGAGUCGUUCUACGUAACACGUGAGACACUCCUACGGCAACGAAUGCAGCAUCAAGAUCGAAAGCAUCACGCUCAAGCAGGCUCCCCGUUGUGCAAGGAUUCGACUGAACGCGGCGGCUCGUUAUCUGCUCGGGGCAUGCUUUCUUCUAUUGAUACUGAAUCGCAUCGAACAGGCCGAGAACAAAGCCUGUCAUUCAAGUAUCCGGUAGGAGAGCCAAUCACCUCACCUCCGUCAGCGCUCACUAUAUCCUCAUCGUCGGCCGACGAGCUCACAAGCGGGAUGUCGCAUUCCGCCUCGCACCCCAGUAUUCCAUCAGUAAUCUCGGGUGCCUCGUCUCUAUCUGCCGAUGGGUUUUACACCUACAAGGCAGAGAGGGAGAAGGAGCUAGAUGGCUCGGGGCAGGUACCACCGCUUCUUAGCACUGGAGACACAGUCACAGCUCGAAAAAUGCAGGCUGACAGACCGCAUGACGAUGAGUGCAGGUAUGACUGCGAUGACGAGGAUGAUGAUGAGGAUGAUGAUGAGGAAGAUGAAGGCAUUGUUUUUGGGAAACGGAGUUCAUGUCCGGUCGAUAAGUCGAAGAGGAUGAUAUGAAUAGACUGCAUGGGAAGUAGAGGUGGUGGUUAUAUUUCAUUUUCUAUUCCUCCCCUUGGAUAAGCAUGUUUAUAUAUAUCUUUUGACGUUUCUGGUUUGGUAUGGUUUUUAUUUUUAAUUUUCUUUAUUUCUUUUUCUCUAUCUGCAUGUUUGGGCAAAGGGUUGGGAAGCAUGCAUAUACCUAGGCGUUAACUAUUAUUUUUCCUCCUGUUUGUCCCUCGUCCUAUAUUCAUGAACUCUGGUUGGGUUUUAGGGAGACCUUACCAUCAUGAACUGGACAGAUACGCUCGACAUUCCGCAUGCAUACCCCAUAUACUCCGUACACACAACACACAUACGCAUUGAAUGUUCAUAAUUUCCAAAUGUAUCGUCUUCAUUCAUGCCCGCGCUACCUACCACCCUACCUGCCUUAUCUUUAUCACGUCUUAAAUGCAACUGAGCCUCUCCUCUAUCCUCGCCUCUCCCUCUCCACGGCUCACCUUCCCUUCCUUUUUAUAUAAAAGAUAAAAGGAGGGCCACACUAUGCUACAAAUUACUAGAAAAUGGAGGAGAGACCGAAAGAAAGCCCAGUCCCAAGCCUGUCACAUCAUCCCGUUGCAAUACUACUUUCCUCUCUCCAUCCCCCUCCCCCCCGUCUGUGGAUUUAUGUUAAGCCUUUUUCUUCCUUUCCCCUUCCACUUUAGUCUCCCAAUUUUAGUUACCCCAUCUACAUACGCAUAGUUUCUUCAAGCAGGCGCAGGAAAGGAAAUUGGUUGGGUUCUUCUUCUGAGGAUAGAUUGAUUAGGUCAUUAACAAGUUGGUCCUUUGAAUUGCUUCUUUGAAUCUCCUAGCUUUUUCCUUUUCUCUCUAUAAAUUAUAUGUUAGUUUUAAUUUAUAGACUGCGCUUUACAUGCUUACGCGGUGGGAUUUUCGGAAUCAUUUACUUAUUUUCAUAUUGACCCUCUGUUGGGUUUGUGCAUAGCCUUCUUUCAUAUAGCUAGCUGUUCGUUGUGUUCUACAGCAGCAAUCAAGUGAAUUUUUGUAUUCAUGCAAGUCCCACCCUCUACUUGAUUCAAAUUUGGAUCACUCAGUUUGUUUUGUCUAUAUCAUAAUAGGUACAUUAUCAAAUAUUAAAAGUCAUAAAAAAAUGUCAACGCCGCUCCAACCAACGCAUCAAUCCCCACCCGCAUAGUGGGCUGGAUAACCGGCGCAUAAAACGGCGAAUGAUUCACAGGAACAUCCUUCGCAAUCGUCCCAUUCCUCUCCGCCUCAUCCCACACCUGCGGAUCCACGCCGCCAAAAAACCAAAAACAACUCAGCUUCCCUACCGCCGCACCCAGACACCCAAAGUCCUCCGACGCAUUGCUUCGCGGCCAAUCCGGGCAGAAGCGAAACAGGCCCCCACCCUCCCCGGACCCGCCAUCACCAAACAGCCGCUCAAAGGUAACCCCUAACCUCUCCGUAACCGCCCCAUCGUUCACCGUAACAGGGAAACUCAACGUGCGCCUGAUCUCCGGCUCCCUCUCCGCCCCGCUCGCCAUGCUCUCCGCACGCACAAUCCGCUCCACGGACGCCAGCACCCUCGCACGCGUCUCCUCAUCCGCCGUGCGCACAUUCACCUCCAUCUCCGCCGUGGCGGGGAUGAUAUUCGGCGCGCUGCCCGCAUGCAGGCUGCCGACGGACACGACGCCGAGCCCCUCGACGCUGCCCGAGGUCACCUCGCGGCUGGCGAUGGUCUGCAGCCGCACCACGGCGCUGCUGGCCAUGACGAUCGGGUCGAUGGUGAACUGAGGCAUGGAGGCGUGGCCGCCGCGCCCGUGGAAGGUGACCUUGAGACAGUCCGAGGCGGCCAUCUGCGCGCCCGGCUUCAUGCCCAUGGUGCCCGCGCGGGCCGCGAGGACGUGCUGGCCCAGGAAGACGUCGGGGAUGGGGAUUUUGUGUGGCGAGUUGGGCGAGAAGAGGCCAUCGGAUAUCAUGCCGGUGGCACCGUCGCCGCUCUCCUCGGCGGGCUGGAAGAGGAUCACGAGCGUGCCGUGCCAGCGGGCGCGGAGGGGUGUGGAUGUGAGGGCCUCUGUUGCGGCGAGGAGGCAGGCCAUGUGCAUGUCGUGGCCGCAGGCGUGCAUGGUGGGUUUUAAUUUGUUGUCGUCAUUGGCGUCCUGGGUUGUUUGUUUGCUGGCGUAGUGGAGGUUGGUCUGCUCGUGGACUGGGAGCCCAUCGAGUUCGGCGCGGAGGAGGACUGUUGGGCCUGCUGGCCCAUUCUGGCCAUCAUUGCUGUUGCUGUUGCUGUUAUUUCUGAGGACGGCGACGACGCCGGUGCCGCCGAUUCCUGUGUGGAUUUGGAGGUCUGGGAUGCUCAGCUGUUGGAGCUUGUUCGCGACAUAUUUAGCAGUGUUGAAUUCUUGGUGGGAGAGUUCUGGGUGGGCGUGCAGGUGUUUGUACAGCUCUUCAUACGGGGCGAAAGCCGGACGGUGCCGCUCUACUGCCUGGGAUAUUUCCUCCACAGAAAAGGAGGUCAUGGUAGCUUUAAGCGAUUUCAACGUGAUAGGCGCUGACUGGCACGGUGUAAAGAGAAAAGGACAGUGGUUAAUUGGUG
Molecule: messenger RNA, 7575 nt
Organism: Blastomyces gilchristii SLH14081
Lineage: Eukaryota; Fungi; Ascomycota; Eurotiomycetes; Onygenales; Ajellomycetaceae
Product: CAMKK protein kinase
Exons: 3
Coding region: 1176-5003 (1275 amino acids)
Biological process (GO): protein phosphorylation; intracellular signal transduction
Cellular component (GO): cytoplasm
Molecular function (GO): protein serine/threonine kinase activity; ATP binding
Source: RefSeq, a predicted model, not a curated record